Molecule: messenger RNA, 1265 nt
Organism: Labrus bergylta (ballan wrasse)
Lineage: Eukaryota; Metazoa; Chordata; Actinopteri; Labriformes; Labridae
Gene: imp3
Product: IMP U3 small nucleolar ribonucleoprotein 3
Biological process (GO): rRNA processing; ribosomal small subunit biogenesis
Cellular component (GO): small ribosomal subunit; small-subunit processome; Mpp10 complex
Molecular function (GO): snoRNA binding; rRNA binding; structural constituent of ribosome
Source: RefSeq, a predicted model, not a curated record
CGCCGAAGAAGAAAAAAAAACACACGUGUUUCCUGUUUCCACUUCAUGCUACAUGAGAAGGGGUCUAUCUUGUCAAUAAAUUGUUUAUUAGUCAGCGGAACCUGUAAAAAUGGUUCGUAAAUUAAAGUACCAUGAACAGAAGCUGUUGAAGAAGGUUGACUUCAUCAACUGGGAGGUGGACAACAACCUGCACGAGGUCAAAGUGAUGCGGAAGUAUCGCAUCGAAAAGAGGGAGGACUACACCAAGUACAACAAGUUGAGUCGAAACAUCAGAGAUCUGACCCAGAAAAUCAAAGACCUGGAUGAGAAGGAUGGCUUCAGAGCUCAGAGCUCUCAUCGUAUGCUUGAAAAACUGUACAGCAUCGGUCUCAUCCCCACCAAACAGAAUCUGUCCCUAACAGAGAAGGUCACAGCUUCUUCAUUCUGCAGGAGGAGGCUACCCAGCAUCAUGCUGAACCUACGCAUGGCUCAGAACCUGAAAACAGCCAUCACCUUCAUUGAACAAGGACAUGUGCGUGUUGGCCCUGACGUCGUCACAGACCCAGCUUUUCUAGUCACAAGAAACACGGAAGAUUUCGUCACGUGGGUGGACUCCUCAAAGAUCAAGCAGCAUGUCAUGAAUUAUAACGAAGAGCGGGACGACUUUGAUCUGGUAGUGUAAGACUCUUGACAUCCGUUCAUCACCCAGGAUUGCAGCAGAGGGUCAUGAACUUUUAAAACACAGGAGAAAAGUGUUUGAAUUUCUUCUGAACUUGGGACUGAAGAAGAAAAACUGCCAUCAGAAGUAACUUGAGAGGGCCAUGUAAAAACCUGCCAUGGCUUACUUUUCCACUGAAUAUUUCACAAUGUCUGUCAAUCCUUCUCAAAUGUGUGUCACAAGAGGUCAUAUGACAUUUUUAAUUCUAUAUUCAUCAAAAUCGACCACGAAACCUGCUUAGCCACGAGCAAGACGAGAGUUGAGACUCUGAUGUUUCCUCAUCAUAUUUGCUGUGGCAGGCUUUCAUGUAUGUGCGGUAGAGACUGUUCCUCCUCCUGUAGGUCAACCUUGUUUGCUUUGCAUGAUGUGUUCUUUGUGUAUACUGGACUUGCUAAUACUGGUUUGUGAGUGUUUGUAUAAAGCAUAAAGAGUAGGACUUGGUCUGUCUGUUCAGGAAAGAAGUACAAGUGCCAUAGAUCCAGAUGUUAAAUAGAAAUGGAUAACUUGAUAAAUAUUUAAUCUUUUUACAAUGUAAACUUUAGAAACAAUAAACAUUCGAUCAUCACAA